AUGAGAAAGAUAAACCAGCUUCUUCGAAAGAAUAAACGUGAAUUAGAUAGGUCGGUCAAUCAACUUCAACCUUUGAAAAAAAAGACAGAAGGUUUAAUCAGAAAAGCCGCCAAGGAAAAGGACUACAAGACUGCCAAAUUGUAUGCUAAGGAAUUGAUUAAUAUCAAUCGACAAUACAAUAAACUAUACACAUCCAGGACUAGAGUCGAGUCAAUCACAAUGUCCAUCAACGAGCAGUAUCUGAUGAACAAAUUGACCAAGUCUAUACACUCAUCCACCUCGAUUAUGAAGGAUGUCAAUCUGUUGAUUCACAUUGGUGCUGUGUCGCAAACGAUGCAAGAAUUGUCAAAGGAGUUGACGAAAGCGGGCAUCAUCAAUGAGAUGAUGGACGACAUGGUGGACUUGGACUAUGAGGAAGACGAAGAAUUGGAAAGCGAGUCACAAGAAGAAGUUAAUAAGAUAAUAGCCAACUUGACCGAGGAAAAGACUAGCAAGGUUUCAGAAGUUCCUACUACACAACUCGAGGCGCCACAAUUGGAGGAGGAGGUACCAGCCACAGAAGAAGAAGAAGAUGAAGAGGAUAAUAUUGCUAUUGACGAGAUAAAACAAAGGCUCAGAGCACUACAAUCGUAG
This is a messenger RNA of Lodderomyces theae, 633 nucleotides long. It is a transcript of the gene VPS24, whose product is annotated as ESCRT-III subunit protein. Gene Ontology annotation, cellular component: ESCRT III complex; multivesicular body. NCBI's taxonomy places the organism in Eukaryota, Fungi, Ascomycota, Pichiomycetes, Serinales, Debaryomycetaceae. Gene Ontology annotation, biological process: late endosome to vacuole transport; endosome transport via multivesicular body sorting pathway; protein transport. The record is from RefSeq and is a predicted model, not a curated record. The coding region runs from base 1 to 633 and encodes 210 amino acids. The transcript has a single exon.